UGUUCUCCUUCAUUCUGCGAGACAAACGCAAACAAAGCGGGCACAAUGAACCAGAAGGUGGUACUCAUCACGGGCUGCUCCUCGGGGAUCGGCCUGGCUCUGGCGGCCCGGAUUGCCAAGGACGAGAAGAAGAGGUUCAUGGUCUAUGCCACCAUGAGAAACCCGGGUAAGGCCGAGCUGCUGGUGGAGGCGGCCGGCCGGACUCUGGGCAGGACGCUGGAGAUCAAGCAGCUGGACGUGUGCAGCGAGGAAUCCAUCAAAGCCUGCGUGGACAGCCUGCCAGAACGCAGGGUGGACAUCCUCAUCAGUAAUGCAGGGAUGGGACUGAUUGGACCCAUCGAGUGCCAGUCUAUCGAUGAGAUGAAGACGGUUAUGGACACCAACUUCUUCGGGCUUGUGCGACUGCUGAAGGAGAUCCUGCCUGAUAUGAAAAAGAGGAAGAAAGGUCAUAUUGUGGUCAUCAGCAGUGUCAUGGGCAUUCAAGGAAUAUUGUUCAAUGAUGUCUAUGCAGCAUCUAAGUUUGCAGUGGAAGGCUUUUGCGAAAGUUUGGCAGUUCAAGCCCUGAGGUUCAAUCUGAACAUCAGCCUAAUAGAACCAGGCCCGGUGAUCACGGAGUUUGAGCGUAAGGUUUACGAAGAGGGCCUGAAGACGGACCUCAGCAAAGCUGAUAAAGUGACUGCGGACAUGUUCACAAACAUCUACCUGAAGAACUACAACCAGAUCUUUGAAACUCUUGGUCAGACAGCAGAGGAUGUAGCAGAGCACACCCACAGGAUCAUCACUAUGGACAAUCCUCCUUUCCGCCAUCAGACAAACACUCUCUACACACCCAUGACCACACUGAAAUAUGCCGAUCCCAACGGAGACCUCCCCAUCGAAACGUUUUACAAAAUGGUGUUUGAACACGACAAAGUCUUCAACGCCAGCCUGAACUUCCUCAAGCUGCUGCGCUGGAGGAGUCGCAAGAGUUUUAGCAUGGAAAAAGAUAAGAGUACCUGAGAGGAUUAGUAACGACACGUCAGAUCUCUUUCUGUGUGUGUGUGCGUGUGUAUACAUGUGUGAGAAAUAUAACCAACCAAAGCUGUCCACAGGUUUAGCUUUAUUUCUGCUGCAAUCAACCGACAUUUCAAAUGGAACAGUCAACUAAAAUAUCAUAAAUUUGAAAGCAAUAAAUCAAUUUC
Molecule: messenger RNA, 1181 nt
Organism: Poeciliopsis prolifica (blackstripe livebearer)
Lineage: Eukaryota; Metazoa; Chordata; Actinopteri; Cyprinodontiformes; Poeciliidae
Exons: 6
Coding region: 46-999 (317 amino acids)
Biological process (GO): estrogen biosynthetic process
Cellular component (GO): cytoplasm
Molecular function (GO): estradiol 17-beta-dehydrogenase [NAD(P)+] activity
Source: RefSeq, a predicted model, not a curated record